GCUCGUUCAUUAGCACCCACUUAAGCACCCACAGGAGCAAUAGAGCGAGUAAUAACAGAGUGAAGAAUCGUCAUGGAGUCCUGCACAAAGCUUGUGGUCGUAGCUCUUGUCCUGCUAGCUGCCGUGGCCAGCCACCCCGUGGCGGCUGGAAACUCGUCCAUGUGCGGCAUGUCCAAAGAGGGCUUUGAGGCGUGCAAGCCAUCCGUGAGCGGCUCGAACCCGACCGAGCCGACCCGGGGGUGCUGCUCCGCUCUGACCAACGCCGACCUCAACUGCCUCUGCUUCUUUAAGUACGCCAGGACCUUGCUGCAGACCUACCAAAUCAACCCCGACUUGGCGGCGCAGCUCCCCGUCAAGUGCAACCUCGUCCCCUCCUUCCACUGCUGAGGACCGACGGGGUCCCGCAUCCGUGUUGAUGCAUUGGGUGGGGCCUUGAAAUAAAAGCGCAGGCCUAGCAUUUUGCGUACUUGCCGUUUCGUAUCGUAUGUGAUGUCUGUGUGGCUUUUGCUAUGUAUUGGACUGACGUAACGUUGUUAGUUUCAGUUGCUUCUUUUUUCCAACCAUUACCGUUGUUUCCACGUCGUGUAAGGAUGUCAAGUCAAGAGAUCUGUUUGGGUAGACUUCGUUUUGGAAUUGAAACAUGUGUUCUUUGGUUUCGUCAAAA
Eucalyptus grandis is the source of this 664-nucleotide messenger RNA. RefSeq names its product putative lipid-transfer protein DIR1. Gene Ontology annotation, biological process: systemic acquired resistance. Bases 73 to 387 code for a protein of 104 amino acids. Gene Ontology annotation, molecular function: fatty acid binding. The record is from RefSeq and is a predicted model, not a curated record. Lineage: Eukaryota; Viridiplantae; Streptophyta; Magnoliopsida; Myrtales; Myrtaceae. The transcript has a single exon.